UCUGCAGGAAGUCAUGUCAAGCCUACACUAUCUGCCUCUCCAAGUCAUAUUGUUCAACACGGACAGCUUGUGAACCUUACUUGUAACUCUCGUAGUAAAUAUAACAUGUUCAAAUUGUACAAAGAAUAUGGCACUCCUAUCCCUCGGGUCCAUUCCAGAAUAUUCCAGAAUAGCGUUAUCCUUGGACCUAUGACUUCAGAAUACGCAGGAACUUACAGAUGCUAUGAAUUUAAUCAUCAAUACUCUAAUCGAUUUUCAUUACACAGUGACCCCCUAGAGAUCAUAAUAUCAGGAAUCUACAGGAAGCCUUUCCUUGUGGCCCUACAGCCUCUCCUUGUGAAUGUAGGAUGGAUUGUUAACCUGACGUGUCAUUCAGAGAUUAAGUAUGACACCUUCAUUUUGACUUCACACAGAAAUGGAGUAAUCAAGGACUCUUUCAAGCUUUCUGCAAAAUCUCAUUUUCGUGGGUCUCGUACUGAAUUCUCAAUAGGUCCUAUGACACCUGAUCAUGUUAGAACAUAUACAUGCUAUGGUUCUUUCCUUCGAUCUUCAUAUGAAUGGUCAGACAGCAGUGACCCCAUUGACAUCAGGAUCACAGGUUUAUACAAAAAACCUUCUCUGUCAGCCCUGAUUGUCCCUGUGCUGAUGUCAGGAGAAAACGUGACCUUGUCCUGCAUUUCCGGCCAUAGAUUUGACAUGUUCUAUCUAUCCUUAGAAGGGGUUUCUCAGGGACAUGGGCUGCCUGCUAUGCAGAGCCACAAUGGGACAUUCCAGGCCAACUUUGCUCUCGGUCCUGUGAUACAGAAAGGGAACUAUAGAUGCUAUGGCUCUUUCAGGAACUCUUCCCAUGUGUGGUCAUCCCCAAGUGACCCCUUGUAUCUUCCUGCAAAAGGAAAUUGCACUUCAUGCACAGAAACACACUCCAAAUCUAAUAACCACAGGAACAUGUGUAUUCUAAUUGGACUGUUAGUUACCAUGAUCAUUGUCUUCAUCAUCAUCCUUUAUUUUUGUUGCUCGGCCAAAAAGAAUAAGUCUCAGGACCAAGCCAGUGAGUCCAUCAUGGACCAAGAGCCUGAAGUGAAAAGAACACUGAACAGACAGGAUGGUGAAAGACAAGAAGGGCAGGAGGUAACAUACACAGAAUUUGAUCAGAGGAUCUUCAAACAAAAAUUAGUCACUCACAUUUCCCAGAUUCCAAGAGAGUUUGUCACAAAUAACAUUGUGUACAUGGAAGUCAUGAAAAGAUAA
This is a messenger RNA of Acomys russatus (golden spiny mouse), 1248 nucleotides long. Its product is annotated as killer cell immunoglobulin-like receptor 3DL1. The annotation marks the transcript as partial. The record is from RefSeq and is a predicted model, not a curated record. The transcript has 7 exons. Lineage: Eukaryota; Metazoa; Chordata; Mammalia; Rodentia; Muridae.